Messenger RNA from Purpureocillium takamizusanense, 2517 nucleotides. RefSeq lists its product as uncharacterized. Gene Ontology annotation, molecular function: damaged DNA binding; 5'-3' DNA exonuclease activity. Bases 590 to 2245 code for a protein of 551 amino acids. Gene Ontology annotation, biological process: interstrand cross-link repair; double-strand break repair via nonhomologous end joining; protection from non-homologous end joining at telomere. Lineage: Eukaryota; Fungi; Ascomycota; Sordariomycetes; Hypocreales; Ophiocordycipitaceae. The transcript has 7 exons. The record is from RefSeq and is a predicted model, not a curated record.
CUGCACAAGAACAGCUCAGACCCAAGGGAACGGCUCUUUUGCGGGAGGAAGGCUUCCUGUGAUGAUUUCAACUAAAAGGGGAUCACGGCCUCUUCUUCCUGAUGCAAAGUCGUUACUUCGCCCAAGCUUCGCACGAUCGCAGCACCGAGUGCUUCAUCGCCGAGUCGGGAACCGGCGAUAAUCACCAUGUCGACAUUUGACGGCCGCGUCACCGAAUUUCCAGACAUACGAAUCGAUUACUUCCGCAACCACGCGAGCGCACCGCCUCCACUGGCCUGCUUCCUGAGCCACGUCCAUAGUGACCACCUUGCCGGCCUGGAGAGCCUUCGGUCGCCCUUGAGAUUCUACUUCGUCUCGAGAGGUAUCCCUGCCGGAUCAACUACGUUAAAGGCAUCCUUGAAACCCGACAGCAGACCUACAGACAUCUCAGCAAGGUUCUGGUAUGUACUAUCAACACCGAGUGCCCCUAUAUUGCUGACUUGUCGUCAAGAAACCGUUGCCUUUAGAAACGUCCACCGUCAUCGAGCUGCAGCAUGGGCACCGCAUACGGGCCACUCUCUUCGAUGCGAACCACUGCCCAGGAUCUGUCAUGUUUCUAAUUGAAGGGGAUGGGAAGGCUAUUCUAUACACCGGCGACGUGCGAUGCGAACCGUGGUUCGUCAAUUCCCUCGUGAGGAAUCCCCUCAUUCUCGAAUACGCCUCUGGCCUCAAAACUUUAGACAAGAUUUACCUCGACACAUCGUUCACCUCGAAUUUACCAUUCCAAUCAAAGUCAGAAGGGAUUUCAGAACUAUUGCGAAAGGUUGCGAAAUACCCGGCAGGUACGGUCUUCCACUUCCAAGCUUGGACAUACGGCUACGAGGAUGUCUGGCUUGCUCUGUCGAAAGCCCUCAAAUCUCCGAUACACGUCGACGACUACAAAAUGCGCGUGUAUAGCUCCCUUAGAUCCCGUCUCUCCGAUAAGCAGUCCUCCGUCGACGUUCAUUUCACUGCCUCAGCAGCGUCUCUGGUGGGGCACAUGUGUGGCAACACGGCUGUCCCAGGUUGCCUCACCGCCGACAACAAAGUUCGUCUGCAUAGUUGCGAACGGGGCAACAUGUGUCCUUCUGCUAGGGAUCCGGCAGUCGUCAGUAUCCGCCCAGUGGUUGCCCAUCUGCCGGACGGCAGCGACCUCGUCGAAGCUGGGGUCGGGGGCGGUGGAGACGAUUUGAAGCGUGAGGUGGAAUUGAACCUGUUAUCUCAAGAGGAUCUUGGUCGUCUCAUUGAAUUGAUCGCGGGGUCCGAGGCACUCCCCGCAGGGGAACGGGACGUCGUCAUGGAGGCCUGGAAAAACAUCUCCACGACCAAGAGUGACAUGUCUCUCAAGCUCAAUAUCCCCACAAGCCAUGGCGAGCCCGCAAGCCUAGAGUCUGUCGUUCGAGCUCUCACUCGACUGUCGGGGCAACCCUCGCCUCGGAAUGUCUCCAAACCCCCAAUAUUGGAUGAACAAUCGAAGACGAUCUAUUUUCCGUACUCUAGGCACUCGUCAUACCCAGAACUGUGCCAUUUGGUCGGGGAAUUUGGACCGAAAGACGUGUGGCCUUGCACGGUAGACCGAAAAGAAUGGAUUGCCGACGGGAUAUCAAUUGCGUCCUUGUUCGGUAAGUUAUGCUCUGAAAGCAACUUCGAGCAUGACAAUCAGAUGGCGCUUUGGACGCGUGACGAUGCUGCGUUGAGGGAGUCAGAGCCACACGAGACUCAAGAGCUGGGCCAUGAUGACACCCAGCCACGCUCAGGAUCAUCGUCAGUCCCUGACAGACCGUUUGUUGAGGCCAUAUCUAGCCCCGUUCUUCAAUCGACACAGCACGAAUGCUCGGUGCCAGAUCGAAUGGUCAGCUUGUUGCACGAUUCACAAUGCUUCAGAGCCAAUCAGCCCUGCAGCCCCGAAGAACAGUUCGAGGACGCCAUAUCUCGCCAGAGCAACGGCGUACAAUGCUCACAAGGCUCUCACGCCUCGAUUUCCCAACCGCAGCUGGUAUCGCACAAACGCAAGCACGAGGAUGAGGUUGAGGGCAAUGAUGUCGACGAGACUCUAGACUCUCAGUGGACACAGGCCUCUUGGGCAUCUGUCAUAUCCGCUAGCCACUCGCUCAUUCGGCGUGAAGCACACGAACAAAUGCUCGAGAAUGCCGAUGGAGGAAACUGGAGAACAAUCGCGCUGCUUUCAACAGAUGGUAAUCACACCCUCGAGGAUGAGGAACUCUAGCAUCCAGGAGACGAGGGUGCGAUGGUGGCGGCGUCAAAUACCCCUUCCAGGGCUUUAUAGUGGGUAGAGACACGCUGUACCUGUCUGUGCGCAACGUGCGCAACCCUCCAUGGCUCAUUUCCCGUCGCUAUUAUGCACCGCAUGAAUGAGGGUAUGGAUUGUCUAGCUAACAACUCGACUUUCGAGUGUUUGGGCCUCAUGAGGGUUUACUGCAGCCCAUAUUAGUAUGCCGGGUCGGGCAGACGACGGCCGGAUUUAAUGCACCGGCCGAA